Molecule: messenger RNA, 5570 nt
Organism: Bursaphelenchus xylophilus (pine wood nematode)
Lineage: Eukaryota; Metazoa; Nematoda; Chromadorea; Rhabditida; Aphelenchoididae
Source: the annotation of a GenBank genome assembly
AUGUCAUUUGGCCAAAAGCCGGGGGCAUGGGCCCGACAACCAGGUAAGAUCGUCGUCGGGCCGGCCUUGUAUUCAUCUCUCUUCUCUAGCACCGCAGAACCAGCAACUCAACCCGAAUCUCUUUGGAAAUCCGCUUGGAGCUCAGCUUGGCAAUUCUUUUCCUGGCCAAGUUAAUCCGAUGCAAUUGGGCAACAUUAAUGCCCUAGUAAAUCAAGCCGCCUUCAACAACAAUUUGAACAUGAUCGCGCAAGCUCGUCAACUUCUGCCUCAGCAACAACAACAGGGUCAGAGACCGGGGAGCCCACAAAACAAGCAACCGAAUCAACGGACCUUUGUGGGAACAGUGACCAAGCUUAUGGACACAUACGGAUUUAUCGACGAAGACGUCUUUUUUCAGACUAGGUAUAUCAAAGAAAAAAGUAAACAUUUUCCUGAUUUAGUGUGAUACGAGGUGCCCAUCCUCGAGUCGGCGAUCGAGUAAUGGUCGACGCCACUUUUAAUCCAUCGAUGCCGUUCAAAUGGAACGGAUAUAGAGUGCAGCUGAUUCAGGAGCAGCCUCCACCGGUGGCUCAUCAAGUUCAGCAACCUCUUGGUCGGGAAAGUCAUGGUGGUGGAGCAUCUAAUCGUUGGGGCUCAGUUGAUAGGAAUUCUCGGGAUGAUCAUCGGCCUUCGAAUGAUCGAAGAGCUCCAGCUAGUAGAAGAUCACCAAGAAGAGAAAGGUCUCCGGUUAGAAGAUCACCUCAAGUUAGAAAAGAAAGAACUCCGCCACCUAAAAGACUUUCUCCGAAGAGAGAGACGAUAAAAAGGGAAAGAAGUCCCAGACCUAGCAGAGAACCGAGAGCACGAUCUCCAGUUCCAGCGAAGUCGAGAGAGGCCGAUUCUCCUCCCAGAAGACGUCAAAGGAUCAUUCCAAGAUACACUUGCUAUAUUCCUCGUCCGUUUGUCGACAGGUAAUUAAUUCAAAUUAAUAAUACGAAGUAUAAAAACUGGGCUAAAUACCUUUUAUUUAGCGCGGCUCAUUACACUUAUCUUCACAAGAGGUACCCGAAUCUUUAUAUUCCUUCGGACUUUGUUCGGUGUGAUCUGAAAUGGCCACUCUCUUUCAAUCUGGAGGAACAGAUUUCCUUUGCUCCAUCAGGAGUUCCGUUUUGUAUUCUGAGUAAAGACGUUGAUUAUCCAGGAGAAGAUCUUCCUGUAGAGAACCCUGCUGAUUCCGAUUCAAAAUAUGUUGUCAAAGUUUUAUUAUUGACUCAUCCCGGUGCUGCUUUGAUUCGGCAAAAAGUCACUGGUUUGUUGGCUGAUGGGACUAUUGAUGAAGCCCAGGAUUGUCAAAACUUAAAUAAGGUGUUGCAGGUGCUUGUUGGUAAGUUUUAUUGUUUUAAUGUUAUAUUGAGCUUUAGGAAUGCGAGGUAAAAGUGAAUUCAUGGGUAUUGGCGGUGCUUGGAGUCCCUCAUUGGAUGGAGAGAACCCUCUUGAUCCCCAGACCUUGAUUAAUACAGCCGUCAGGACCACGAAAGCAUCAGUCGGUGUGGAUCUGCAGAACUGCCCAGUGUGGUAAGUUAUUUUCUUCUGUGUUGUUUCUUUGGAUUCUCCAACCCGCAGGGACAUAAAGGGAGAGCAUGGAUUAUUGAGCCAGAUAGAUAACGAUUUUGCCGGAUUCCACUGCGGGUAUAAUCAACCCCGGCUCCUCGUGAGUCGUCGGUUGUUUAUCAAGUCGAUAUAAGUCCUUGAUCCGAACCAUGACUCAAACUUUAUUAUUUUCUCUCUCUUCGUUUCGUUCUCUGCAUUCGUUAUAUCCACUCAGGUAUCAAAUGGCCCAAAUUCAUUACCAUCGAGCGGAUCGUCAGCGUCAUGACAUUGUGACUUUAAUGUUGCCGGAUGUGAGUGCCACUCCCAAUCUCUGUCCGGAUCCCGAGACCUACAAACGCAUUGUCGAAGAGGUGCUUCCGAAUCAGCUGAAGUCUAAGUUGGAGGCCAUCGAUGCUGAGCAGUUCAAACCAAGCCCUGAAUUGAUUAAAAGAUUGGGGAUUAAGACAGAAGGAGAUGAGAACAAGGAGUCCGAGCAAGAUGAAUCAGUUGAAGAGAAGGUGACCCAGCCAGAACCGGCUGUAUCAGCUCGGGUUGAACCUCAGACUGAAGAACCCCAAAAUGGAACGACGGAAACAGAGGUGCAGUCUUGUUCUCCCCUCAAACCUUUUACAUUUUGGGCGUUUGUUGAUGUUUUGUGUGAUUGUUGUGGCUUUGUGUUAAGUUCGUAACACAGUCUAGGCUAGCCGUAGAGACGCCAAUCUGAGCUUUUAGCUGAUCUUAUUUUUAUUGGGGACUACGUUUCUCGUACUUAUUCUUUUACCUUUCUCAUGCUGGGCUACGUGAAUAAUGUUAUUUCUUUUAGAAAGAACAUGAUUCUAACGAAAAUGGAAGUAAAGCAGAAGAAAACGAUCAGCAACCAGAGGAAAUAAAACCAACUCAUUGGUCGGAGCUGAUUGUAAAGGCUAUGAAAGUAAGCAUAAAAAUCAAAUAAUGGUAUUUUUAUUUCAAGGUGGCUGAUUUAAGAGAAGAAUUGGAUUUAAGAGGAAUUGAUUCUCGUGGAGUGAAAAAUGCUUUGGCUCAACGUCUGCAAGAAGCUCUUGAUAAGGAAAAAGAAGAAGAAGAGAACAAUGUCGAAGUCAAGGAAGACCUGAUUAUGACUGAUGAAGUGGCUGAUGAAACUGAAGCUGCUGGAGAACAAAUAAAUGAGGAGGGUGAUACAAAGAAAGAGGCAUCAGAAGAAGAGAAGGCCGAGGUCGAACAGGUAGACGAGAAAAUGGAUGCUGACGACAUUAAGGUAGGAUAAUGUCUUUGCAGACAUAGCCCGUUCUUUUGGCAUUUCCGGGCCCGGUCCAGCCCACGGCAACCCAAAAUAGAACAAAGGUAUCUCCCGCCCACUUUUGAGUUUUGUUCAAACGAAGUGUCGCAAUUGGCAAAAAAAAUCCGAAAAAAAAAAAUAUUUUUUCAGUCGGAAAACCACACAAGAAAUUCAUUUUUGACAUUUUAUUUGAAUUCAACCGAUACUAGGUGGGCGAAGUGCCGAAAGGAGGCGGGGGGCUCCCUGGGUUGCCUUUUAAUAAGAUUGAUCGGGUAUCAGGUUAGCUUGUCACCUAUUUUGAGGCAUUUUACAUGUAUUCACAUCAAUAAUAUCUAGGUAAAAGUUACGGAUCUUCGUUUUUUGCCGCAAAUUUUGGUCUGUUAUAUGUUACAAUAACUCAGGAUAAAGAAAACUAAUGUUACUAAUAGCCAAAAUUAAAAAAACAAGUCGCCGCCGACCAUCCAACGGCUUUGCCAGGCCUCGUGGGCGCUUUCUACACCCAUAUGUCCUAAGAAAAGGCAGUAUGAAAAACAUAGGAAGUUUGAAGAUUCAUAUAGUUAUGAUUUUUUGAUGAUUAUUUAAUUUUUUGGAAGGUUGCACGCGAAUUUUACCACGGGUGUAUAUGUCAAAAGAUUAAGUUAAACGUCGGUUAGGUCAUUCGAUUGUCAAAUCCGUUGUCGGAAACCCAAAAAAUUGAGAGGGAAAACUAUUUUCCAUGACAUUUAGAUGAAAUCUUUAAAUUAGUGAUUGUUGAAACGUCUGCGUGUUUUAAAUAAUGGUUUGAAAGUAAUUAAAUAUGUAUUUUUUUAGGAAGAGAAGAAAGAAGAACGACCGAAAUACGAGAGCGACCCGGCUUACAAGAAAGAAUUGGAGCAGUUCGAGCGUCAGAAAAAGGAAAAGAAGUCUCAGAUAGAAAGACAUUACACUUUCCCCAAGGAACCCGCCGUCUUGAUCUACCCGAGUAAAUCGGCCAAGGGCGGAAAGUUCAACUGCAAGUUGACAUCCCUUCAAACAGUGCUUGAUUACAGACUGGAUGAUAAUAAGGAAGCCAGCUUUGAGGUGAGUCUUUCUGUGGAAAAGAAGCCGGGGUUAGGUGAUUGGGGAAAAGAAAAUUUUUGAAAUUCUUAACCUAUGUAGCUAUUCUCUGCGAAAAACAACCUAGAAGACCGGCGUCUACGUUUCGCUGUGUUGGACUGGUUUUUGCAUAGCCAGCCAGUUGGAUUAUUUGGCUGUCCAUCCAGCUUUUUGGCUAGCCAUUUAGGAUAAUUUUAGGCUAACCUUAUACUUGGCUAGCGUUUUAUCUUUAAACCGCGAACUGUUAAUGACGGUCGGUCAUAAUUCAUUUUCCCUGGUCGGCGUUUUCCCCAGUCGAUGAGAGGACGCUCUAAAAAAAAUCAUCUCGCUUUAGGUAUUCUUGUUUGCCGAAGCACUGAAGGAAGCCAUCGACCGGUCAAACGCAUUUGGAGUGUUCCAUAUUUUAAAUUCAGUUUUGGACAAGGAAACAGAGAAGAAACGAAGGGAUGAAAGUUUGGCCAAACCCGACGAGAAAUCUGAAAACGGAGAAGAAAAGGCCGAGGAAAUUGAGACCGAAAAUAUAGAGGAAAAGAAAGAGGAGUCUAAGGAAGAGAAAAAAGAUGAUAAAGAAAAGAAAGAAUCAACCAAGGAUAAGGACAAAAAGGAGAACAUUGAUCUGAGGACCAACUUCCGAGCUCUGGUCAAUAAUGUCUCCGCUUUCCAGGCCUUUACUCACUUUGAUAUAAAUGGUUGUGGAUACCUGAAUGAUCGGGACUUGGAAGAAGUUGUUAAUUCUAUUGGCCUAGAUAUAUCCAGAAGCACCAUUUCCAAGAUUGUGAAGAAGGUGUCCUCCCGGGAUAGAUUCAAUUACCGUAACAUCACCGAUAAGUGGGUGGACAAGGAUGGAAAUACGAAAUAUUUUCCUGAACCAGCCCCGGAAGCCCCUUCGCGAUCCGAAUUGUUAAAGCAAUAUCAACCAGAGAAAGCACAACCGAGCAAUGUCACGGCUACGUCUACCCCUGAUGUCACUGAAAACGGUGUUGUAUUCUACAAAGGAACAGUUCUCAACAUUACCCAGACCUUGGAGGCUCAGAAGAAGGUAGACAAUGAGAGAAGUGAUGCAUUGUUGAAGAUCGAACAGUUAGAAGUUACUUUGAGUGAGUAAAAAUUAUGUUUCAAAACACUUUUGUAGAGAGUGUAAAGGAGCAACGCGAUAGAUAUGAUAAGAAGCGGAAACAUUUGGAAGAGGACCUGGAGAAGUACAAAAAGAGACUUUAUGAUGCCGAGAAAUGCCUGAAAGUAAGUGUCUGUCUUUUGUUUGCAAUAUCUGAAAGUUGGUCUUCUAUUACACAUGUUUUUACAGAAUACUCAAGAUGAUACAGUGCUGAUGAAGACUUCAUUGCUGGACGCUAAGAAACUCGGGGAAAGAUUAGUCUCAAUUGUUGACAAAGUAAUGCCUCCGCCAAAAAGAGAGAAGAAGGAAGAUAAAGAAAAGAGCGAUAAGAAAGAAAAGGAUGAAAGAGAGAAAGAAUCUAAGAAGGAUGAGAAGGAAGUUGACAAAUCGGAAGAAAAAUCAGAGAAGGAGACCUCCGAAAAUGAACAGUCGACCCAAGAAACUCAGCCUGAAGUUGAAUCCAAUGAGGAAUUGAUGGAGGUUUCCAAUGUCAGCGAGGAAUCUGAAGUCGCGAAGGCUGACGAGAACAGUUCUUAA